UGUUAUUUUUUUUACCAAAAAACAUGUAAAAAUUUUGGAUUCUCAUUUUCAAUAUUUAUUUACGAUAAAUUAUAAAAUAAUUAUAUUAUUUAUUGUAAUAAUAUGAAAUCAUAAAUAGUUGUAUAGAUUAUGAAUUCUUCAAAAUCAUCGGAGCAUUCAGAGAAAAUAAAUGAUGAUGCAAAUUUUUCCAAUUCUGAAACUCCUGUCGUUAUUGGAGAUCAAAAUUUAGAAACAACCAUUGAAAUAAUUAGACCGGAAAUUACGAAUUUAACCCCGCCAAGAGAAUUCAUAUUGACAAGAAAUUUGGCUUACAGAUCUUUAAACAGAUCAUGGAUCAGCAAAUGUUGCAAUACAUCCGAAUCAGAUGAGAUUGGCCAACCUUAUUCUAGAGGAGCUCCGCCGUCUUAUUCAUCAAUUUUUGUAAGACCACGACCCAAUCGAAAUGAUGUUCAAUUUUCUUUUCUUCCAUUCGAUAGUCAAUCUUCAUUUGAAGUAUACACACCACCUCCUAGUUAUGCUCAAGCACAAGGAAUUUUUAUGGACUCCUUAUCAAUGGAUAAUUUAAUUUCCACUACCUCGAGUAGUGGUCGAUUUUUAUCAUCACAGCCAACAUUAGCAAUUUGUCCAAGAUGUGCAACUUAUACUCUCACAAUUGUGCAAAUUAAUCGUUCAAUACUUGCUCAUGUUAUAGCAAUCAUUCUUUUUAUAAGUGGGUCAGUUAAAAAAUUGAUUUCUUAUUAAUAAAAAACAAAAGACAAAAUUAAUUUGCAAUUAUUUUGUUAUAAUUUCAAAUAUAGAAUUAAAAAAUUUAAUAUAACUUUCUCCUAAAUUUUAGAUGCUGUUGCUUAAUUCCAUAUUGCGUGAAUUCUCAUCAAACAGUUCAUCAUUAUUGUUCAGUAUGCCGUUCAUAUAUUGGAAUUUACAUUCCGUAACGUGUGCAAAAAAUUUUUUGAGAAAUUUUCAAAUUUAAAAACACUUGAAAUAUAAAUUUCAUUAAUACAUCAAAUUAGUAAUUAUUAAAUAAACCACAAAUAAAAACUAGAUAUAUAGACUAAU
Molecule: messenger RNA, 1056 nt
Organism: Leptopilina boulardi
Lineage: Eukaryota; Metazoa; Arthropoda; Insecta; Hymenoptera; Figitidae
Exons: 4
Coding region: 130-741 (203 amino acids)
Source: RefSeq, a predicted model, not a curated record